AACACGCUUAUCUCUCGGGACACACGCUCAAACGACCAACUCAACGCUUGAAAACUCUGAAAACACGAAUCCUCCUCCAAUCUCCAUCAAAAACAAAAUGAGUCAUGCACAACCAGAAAAAACAAUGAGUCAUGCACAACCAGAAAAGGACACCAAAUACGGCGUCGUUUUGGAGCCGGCUGUUCCAACCGGACUCGGUUCAGCGGCCAUAGAUGGUGACCCGAUAACCAUCGGAGAAACCCUGGAGGCGGUGGCUGUAUCUGUCGGCAAUAAAGCGGUGGACCAAAACGACGCUGAUGCAAUCGCCGCAGCUGAGAUUAGGGCCACCGGAGAGACCACCGUGAGGUCCGGCGGCGUCGGCGAAACGGCACAAGCCGCCGCCACUCUCAACAGUCAGGUCAUGCGACCCCAAGACAAGACCAAACUUUCCGACAUCUUAACUGGUGCGACCGAUAAGUUAUCGGUGGACAAGGCGGUGACAAAAGAAGAUGCUGAGGCGGUGCAUGUUGCGGCAGAAAUGGUCGCUGAACCCGGCGGAGUGGCGGCAUCCAUGACAACCGCAGCUAAUCUAAAUCAACUAAAGUGAGGAGUGCUAGCUAGCUAAUACUUUUUCUCAAGGAUCAAUUUUAAUUACAGUUUUAUGAGUGUGGUGUGGUUGGUGUUGUGGUUUUUUUUUUUAAAUUGAAGAUUUAUUUUGAUAAUAUAUAUUUAUGUUUAAUGUAAAUUUAAUUAAUUUAAGGAAUAUAUUUUAAGACUUUAAAGAAAAAGUAAUAGUUGGUGAGCACCAACUUAUGUAUGAAAUUGUACUGAAGUGUUUUUUAA
This is a messenger RNA of Cajanus cajan (pigeon pea), 822 nucleotides long. RefSeq names its product late embryogenesis abundant protein 3. NCBI's taxonomy places the organism in Eukaryota, Viridiplantae, Streptophyta, Magnoliopsida, Fabales, Fabaceae. The record is from RefSeq and is a predicted model, not a curated record.